GUGGCGACGAAGAAUUUUUUGAUCUGUAGACGAAGAAAGCGAAAAGGUUGCGGAAAAAUGGACGCGAGUAUGAUGGCUGGACUCGAGGGUCUUCCUGAAGAAGACAAAGCGAAAAUGGCCUCCAUGAUCGAUCAGCUUCAGCUACGUGAUAGCUUGAGGAUGUACAAUUCGCUAGUCGAGAGAUGUUUUGUGGACUGUGUCGAUACAUUCACGCGCAAAACUCUGCAGAAACAAGAAGAGACUUGUGUUAUGCGAUGUGCCGAGAAGUUCCUCAAGCACACAAUGCGUGUAGGUAUGCGGUUUGCCGAGCUCAACCAGAACGCACCAACUCAAGACUGAAGUCUAGGUUAGUUCAAAUUUUGGUCCGGUUUAUAAGUACGAAUCCAGAAUAAAUCGGUUGUUAGUUAGUGGUUCACACAACUUCGAUACUGUUCUUUCAAUUGAUACUCCUGUAGUUUGGAAUUACUGUCUAAAUCCUAUUUUUAUUGAAAUGAUUUGUAAUU
This is a messenger RNA of Eutrema salsugineum, 503 nucleotides long. RefSeq names its product mitochondrial import inner membrane translocase subunit TIM9. Lineage: Eukaryota; Viridiplantae; Streptophyta; Magnoliopsida; Brassicales; Brassicaceae. The record is from RefSeq and is a predicted model, not a curated record. Bases 58 to 339 code for a protein of 93 amino acids. The transcript is spliced from 2 exons.